Messenger RNA from Triticum turgidum subsp. durum (durum wheat), 1290 nucleotides. Lineage: Eukaryota; Viridiplantae; Streptophyta; Magnoliopsida; Poales; Poaceae. The record is from the annotation of a GenBank genome assembly.
AUGUCCUCGAAGCUUCUCCGGCUGCGUACCGCCAGGCAACGCCACUUCCUGCCGCCGCCGCUGCUGCAGCUCGUCCCCGUCCUCCUGCUCCUGCCGCCGUCACGCCCGGCGUCGGCGGCGGCGGCGACGGCGGUCACGCACCUUCCCGGAUUCGAUGGCCCUCUGCCCUUCAACCUUGAAACAGGGUACGUGGGCGUGGAGGAGGAGACCGGGGCGGAGCUUUUCUACUAUUUCGUCGAGUCGGAGAGGAGCCCCGGCACCGACCCUCUGCUCCUAUGGCUCACCGGCGGUCCCCGCUGCUCGAUCAUCAUGGGCCUGGCCUUUGAAAUCGGUCCUCUGAAGUUUGUGUUGGCACCGUAUAGUGGCGGUUUGCCGGAGUUGGUGUAUAACCCAUAUUCAUGGACAAAGAUGGCAAACAUACUCUUAUUGGAUUCACCGGUCGGUUCCGGUUUUUCGUUCGCUCGUGAUCCCAAAGGCUACUAUGUUGGGGACUACUCGUCAUCUUCGCAGGUCCAAACAUUUCUAAAUAAGUGGUUCACGGAUCAUCCGCAGUACCUUUCAAAUCCUUUCUACAUUGGUGGAGAUUCAUAUGCUGGAAAGGUGAUUCCACUUAUUGCACAAGGCAUUUCAGAAGGAAUUGACAUGAGGCAGCAACCUGUCAUCAAUCUCAAGGGAUAUAUGGUUGGCAACCCUAUAGCAGAUCCAAAGUUUGAUGAAAAUUACAAAAUUCCUAGUGCUCAUGGCUUUGGGAUAAUAUCUGAUCAAAUAUAUGAGAGUGCUGUGAAGAAUUGCAAAGGAGAUUACGUUAACCCCGUGAAUGAAAUGUGUGUUGAAGUGUUGCAUACUAUCAAUAAUACAUAUGGUUACUAUCUGGCUUACUUUUGGAUGAACAACAACAUGACUAGAAAAGCUCUUGGGAUCAAGGAGGGAACAACGAGUGAGUGGAUACAAUGCAACAUAGGGCUCCCCUACACAUACGAGACACCGAGCAGUAUACCGUAUCAUCUCAACCUCACUAUGAAAGGUUAUCGUGCACUUGUGUACAGCGGAGACCAUGAUCUCGAGGCGCCAUUUCUUGGCACACAAGCAUGGAUAAGAUCCUUGAACUUUUCCAUCGUUGCUGACUGGAGAGCAUGGCAUCUUAGUGGGCAGGCUGCUGGAUUUACCAUAGAAUACACAAACAAUAUGACAUUUGCCACAGUGAAGGGUGCUGGUCAUACUGCUCCAGAGUACCGGCCUAAAGAAUGUUUCGCCAUGGCUCAAAGGUGGUUGGACAAUGAGCCUCUCUGA